AUGCGGAACCCUAAAUCAUGCAGGUACAUGCUAGAAAUUAGAGCAGCAUUAUUUUUUAGGUAUAUGCCGGCGGUAUACACAGCUGCAACUUCGAGAAAGUAUGAGACUUCAAACCUUGUUGAUCUGGGCAUAUUCUGCAAAACUCCAAUUUGGUUCCGUUUCGGAGCCAUCUCUAAAAACCAAGCCUUUCGUGUUAGGAGUAUGCCAAUUGGCCCAACGUUUCUUCUGUCUUACUUUUUUCAUUCUUUCUUUUUUUUUUUUUUCGCUUUCCUCCCCCUAUAUCCCUCUAUUUUUCACUCUACACUUAACCCCAUAAAGUGGAGAAACUCCACCACAGACUCUCCAAUUGCCAUCUGGCAUCCAUGUUUCACUAGAAUUUGCAUCAUAAAGCGUUACUAA
Dujonia railenensis is the source of this 399-nucleotide messenger RNA. NCBI's taxonomy places the organism in Eukaryota, Fungi, Ascomycota, Pichiomycetes, Serinales, Debaryomycetaceae. The record is from the annotation of a GenBank genome assembly.